AGGAAUGUGUUUUACAACCAUGGGCAAGCAAAUCUUGUUGGAAUAAGAUUAUAACUGCAACUUUAGAAUUAUGUUCAGUAGCCCAUACAUAUGCUAAUUAUUUAGAGUCAGUUAAUCAGCAUGUUCAGAGAAUUCAAUCUGCAUCCAUAUCAGCUCGAAGUCCUGAAGAAAAUAGUGAGCUUGAAAUGCGAUCUUCAUAUGCAAUAAAUACUAUACAAAAAAUUUAUUUUUCAAUUGCUGAACGAAUUAGAGUAGCAAAUGAAUAUGAAAUUAUAUCACUUGAAGAAUUCUUACCUGAAACUAAAGAGAAACGAUUUCACUAUUUAUCAAAUUUUGCUAUUAAUUCAACAAUUAUGUAA
This is a messenger RNA of Racocetra persica, 359 nucleotides long. The record is from the annotation of a GenBank genome assembly. Lineage: Eukaryota; Fungi; Glomeromycota; Glomeromycetes; Diversisporales; Gigasporaceae.